ACCUGUGACGUCAUCAAUGAAGUGCAGACCGGCAUUUUGAAAGACGUGUUUGGUUCUGCAAGCCUCCGUUUUUCAAAGACUGCCGCGGCCAAAUCAAAGAAGCCAGCAUGGCUACAGAUGGCCUACAGAAAUCGAGGUUGCAGCACUUUAAAAACAAGGGCAAGGAUCAAGACGAAAUGCGAAGGCGGCGAAAUGAGGUGACAGUAGAAUUGAGAAAGAACAAGAGGGACGAGUCGCUGCUCAAGAGACGCAACGUGCCCCAGGUGGACUCCACGGACGAUGAAGAAGUUGACAGGGGCCACCCAGAUCUCCAGGCUAUUGUGGCUAAUGCAAGCAGUGGGGAUCCCAAUGUCCAGCUCAGUGCAGUCCAGUCAGCCAGGAGGCUACUCUCGAGCGAUCGUAAUCCGCCUAUUGACGAUCUGAUCAACUCCGGAAUCCUCCCUAUAUUAGUUCAAGCCUUACGAAGGCAUGACAACCCUUCCUUACAGUUUGAAGCUGCGUGGGCACUAACGAACAUUGCAUCAGGAACAUCGCAGCAAACGCAAGCAGUUGUCAACGCAGAUGCAGUACCACUUUUCUUGGACUUGUUGAGGUCACCACACCAAAAUGUCUGCGAACAAGCAGUUUGGGCAUUGGGCAACAUAAUCGGGGAUGGGCCACAGCUUCGAGACUAUGUAAUUAAACUUGGUGUUGUAGAGCCACUGCUGUCGUUCAUCAAGCCUUCCAUGCCGCUAACAUUCUUGCGCAAUGUCACCUGGGUCAUUGUAAACCUCUGUCGGAACAAAGACCCUCCACCACCCCUGGAAACUAUUAGGGAAAUUCUACCUUCCCUUUGUCUCCUCAUUCACCACACGGACAACAACAUCUUGGUGGACACAGUGUGGGCCAUUUCCUACUUAACGGAUGGCGGCAACGAGCAGAUCCAGUGGGUGAUUGACUCUGGAGUGGUGCCCCUGCUGGUGCCUUUACUUAGCCACAAGGAGGUGAAAGUGCAGACUGCUGCCUUGAGGGCGGUUGGCAACAUCGUUACAGGCACCGACGAGCAGACGCAGGUGGUACUCAACUGUGAUGCGCUGGCGCACUUUCCUGCACUGCUGACACAUCCCAAAGAGAAAAUCAACAAGGAGGCAGUGUGGUUCCUGUCAAACAUCACUGCUGGCAACAACCAGCAGGUUCAAGCUGUGAUUGAUGCUGGUCUAAUUCCAAUGAUUAUUCAUCAUCUCAGUAAGGGAGAGUUCCAGACCCAGAAGGAAGCAGCUUGGGCCAUCUCCAACUUGACCAUUAGUGGCACCAAGACCCAGGUGUCCUACUUAGUGGAACAGGGAGUUGUUGCACCUCUUUGCAACCUGCUGACCGUGCGAGACCCCCAGGUGGUGCAAGUGGUUCUAGACGGCCUGAACAACAUCCUGAAGAUUGCUGGCACCCAGUUCUAUGCUGUGGCGAGCAGCAUUGAAGAGUGCGGCGGCCUCGACAAGAUUGAGGCCCUCCAGAAUCAUGAAAAUGAGGAGAUCUACAAGCUGGCCUACGAGAUCAUUGACCAGUACUUCUCAGAUGAUGUGGACGAGGAUCCGUCCUUGAUGCCACAAUCCUCUGACCAGGGUUACCAGUUUGAUCCCAAUGCUUCCAUCCCCACGGAUGGCUUCAAGUUCUGAUGGCCAUGCUCCGAGCCUCCCGUGACCACCACGGGAGGGGCGGGGAGAGUUGCUGCCAUCGGGACAAGAGGGGAGGGGAGACGCCGCAGCUCCAGCAAGCGCGGCUGGCAACAACAGACGAGUGGCAGUGCGUGCAACUGGUGUGCAGGAGAGUGAGCGAGGCAACUCGGACACCCGUCUUCUGUGUGGGAGGUGGCGCGGGUCGGCAGUGGCACACCCCCGCUAGUGCUUCUGCAUGUUCGACACUUGCCUCUUGCGGUGGCCACCACCAACCGUCGCCAUGGGCGCUUUGCCCCCCCCUCCUACCCAGCAUUUUUUGCCAUCAGUUACUAUCAUUGUCCAUUCCCCCUUGCGAAGACUCCUCCUGUCAAGCUAGACUGUAGAGAGGGGGUCGUAGCUGUUCACAUUGUCCUUCCCUUCCUUCUCUCCUCUGCCCUUGUCCGUGGUUAUUCUUAGCGUGUUUCUUCGAAAGUGGUUGCUACAUUCUGUUUCUCUCUCUUUUUGUUCCUUGCUUUUCCACCUUUGUCACCCAUGCCUGGUGCUAUCUUGGAGAGAAAUGGACCAAGCACUGAGGAAUUGCUUGCCUUGCUUCUUUUUUUCUUCUGUUUUUGCGUGUUCUUAAUAAGCAUGUGUGGCCGCGCCAGGCGUCCUGUCCUCUGCAUAGGUGCUGUGUCAUGUUAUGUACCCAACCUCUUGCGUCAGGCCAGCUGGAUCUUGGCAAACAUGAGCAAAGGUAGGAUAAAAAAAAAAGACUGUCAGAAAAGUAGGUCGUGCACAUAGUUUAGUGCUUGAAGGCAGAUGUAUUUUGACACUCUUUUGUGCAGGUUCUGCUUUUUAUUGCUUUUAAGAAUUGUGGUUUCCUGUCAGGUGUAAUACCUCAGAAUCUUCCAGAUGGGAGGAGAGAGAAGCUAGUGUGUAAUUAUGUGUGUAAUUACUGCCUAUCCACACUUUGAGGUAACCCAGGCGAAGUUGUGUGAAAACAGGCAUGCAAAGAAGCAAAUGAUCGUAGCUAAAGAUGAAUUUUCUGAGAUAUCCGUCAAGCGAUCAAAGGCUGCUGUGCAGUGAUGAAGCACUUUCUCCAGAGAGAGUGGGACCUCUGGACGAAUUGAGCACAAUAGCAAGAGCUGCGAAAGAAGAAAAAACAGCAUCGCUGAAGAUCAGUUGUUCAUCCAGGUGCCUUAAGUUCUCCGGGAAGCUUCCUGAUGUGCCCAUGAAGCUGGACGCAAAAAGAAAAAAAAAAAGAAAAGCACAAAAUUUGUGGCCAACAGAAGAAGAAAAGGCAGCGCUGCUGUUGUGGCACUGUGGCAAUGGUGAGAAUUGCUGGACACAGCCAACGAGCAUGAAGUGCCAAUCUGUGAGCAUGUGGAGUUGGAGCUAAGGAACUGCUGCUGCUUGCUUCUGUGCCGUUUUCUAGUUUUUCUGAAGCACCCAGCUCUGGCUGCUUCGAUCCAUUUUGUGUUCCCAGUGGCAGUUAUGCUGAGAGCAUCUGGGUUUUGUGAGCAGCUCCCAAAACAGUCUAGAGAAAAAUGGUACAAGUCUAGGAUUGAGGGAUGCCUUAAGCUGACUUGCUGGGGCAUAUACUUUUCCAUGUAAAUAUUUACUGUGGUCCUGCAUUACAGCACUCAUUCGUGGCAGUAAUGCAGCCGGAAAGAGCAGGGUCUUUCUGGUUCAUUUUAAUUCUCGGCUUGAUUGCAUUGUGGCAAUCUUUGCCGCAACCUUUGAUUGUACAUGAGUCUGUUUUGCUCGAACUGACACCCCUCCUUUUCUUUUUAUGCCUUGAGCAAAACAUUAGGUGUUUAUAAUGUAGGAUUUGUACACAAGUAUGCUUAACAAAUUGUAAAGCCAUGUGAGGACACACAUGAUGGUUGUGUCACAAUUAGGGAGGACCUUCGUCAAGAUAUGGUACAAGACGAGCAGAGCUAAUGUACAAUUUUUCGACCCAGUGGCUGCUUUUGCAGCGAUGCUCUGUUUUGAGCUUGCUGAAAACCCAGAGGCUUUUCCUUUACCUUUUUUUUUUUCUCGUGUGUGUGUGUGUGACCUGGGCGAUUAAAGGUUAUCGCUCCUUUAUUGUUUUGAGCAUUGUGAGAAGUUUUGAUGGCCAGUUUAAAGCUAGUAUUACAUUUGGGACUGAAUUUUUUACUGCCUGUUUUGUCCUCGGGUGUUUAGGCCUCUUACGUGAAUAUGCAAUAGCUGUGGGGUUUCACAAAUGAUAGUCUGGCCGUACGUACAUUUCUUGUUGCAUCUAGCUUUUUUCAUGAGCCCUCCGAGAAGUACGGUCAUGGCAUGCAUAUUUUUAGGAUCAACGGUAUGCCCAUUGGGUUCUUUGGCACAGCAAGCCAGUCUCAUAAGGUGGCCAGUGUCCCGAAGAGUCUCUGUUCUAUUUGCGGCAAAGAACAUACAAGAAUGUGCUGAUCAUCAUAUCUUCAAAGUAUAGGUAAAAAACAUGUUAUCUGGAUCUAUUUUUCUUUUCUCUCUCUCUCUCUUAGUGCCAGCAAAGUUCUCGAGGCACCAUUUUGUGAACUCGCAGUGUGCGUUAGGUGCUGAUUGUGAAAUUGCUCAAAUGACCCAUUUAUUUUCUCUGGAAGGAGCGUUACCCAGUCUGCGCAGAACGGUGUAAUUGCAGGAAGUACGAGACCCGUCUCUUGUUGAUGCUGUGUUAAAGCUUCCCAAACGUCCAUAUUCAAGUGGAUCGAAACGCCGCCUUGUGAUAUACAUUGUCUGAAGAAGAAGUAAAAAAAAAAAGUUUCUCUCUCGCCUUGAAGGAUCGUUAUACCAGGGUGCAAUUGUGUUGUGGGGAGGUGGAGCCUGGCAAUCCUUAGUGUUGUUCUUUGGUAGCAUUCCUCCUCCGCCUCUCUGGGCCUCAUGUAGCGGGCUCUGGUGGGCAUGCAACGUACAGUGCACUACGAGACUAGUGUAUCCUGCUGUGGUUUCAUCCUCUCUGUUGCCCUACCCCCUCCCCCUGUGAGCAUUGUUUCCAGGGGGCUGUAUGUGUGUGUGUGCAUGAUUGUGUAUGUGUGCAUUGUUGGGCACAGCUUGGUGAACUUGAAGCACUGUGUGCAUAUGUGUGCUGCUAAACGCUUGUUACUAGCGGCCGCUGUUUUUUCUCAAAGCCGGUGACAGCUUGUUAAGGGUGCGUUUGGUGCCUGCAUAUAUUUUUUGCUGGGCCAAACUGUCGGUUAAUGCAGAUUUUUUGUGAAAUGAGCUCAACAGACUCCUCCUUGAUAGGCCUUAUUCAAAUUGAAUCUUCAGUGACCACUCGCAUGGUGCAUGCAGGACGUUUGCUUGCUCAGCUCUCGAAUCAAGUUCACCAAGGUGUGAUAAAUUCCUGUUUUGAGCACCCAUUGUCUUUGUUGGGUGAACAGCAGCUGACAGGUAGUAACUAAUUAAUCUGUCGUUGGCUCUAUGCCUUAAAUUAUUUUUCUCCGCCAGAGGGUCCUGCGUCUUACAGCCUAGGGCAAAGAAAGCCGAGUGCUUGUUAUUUUGAUGUGUUACCUUCCUGUCGAGCUGGUGUGCCCUGUGCGUCUCUGGACUGUGUGCAGUGCAUAUAUAUAUAUAUAUCUUUGUUGUUGUUUUUUUUUCGUUUUGGCGUCUCGAUGCUCUUUAGAUGUCGUGGUGCACCUUUGUAAGGAAAACAAAUGUCUCCAAGGAGGACCAUUGUACAUACACUGCAAAGCAAAUACUACCUGUAAAUUUCUUUUUGGUGGGAAUCGAAAUUUGUUUUCCUUGCAAAGAUGUUUCUCCUUUAAAGCUCCUUGCAGGCUACCUUUAGGUUUACAAAGAGUAACAUGAAAUUGAAAAUUUUUUUAUACUGUAUAGGACAUGCUAUUUCAAUCGGCACACAAUUUAAAGGGUGAUUGAAAUGCCCCUUGUAAACCGAGGUGCCAUGGCAAAUAAAAAAACUAUGAACCUGGUAAUCAAACAA
Dermacentor silvarum is the source of this 5574-nucleotide messenger RNA. It is a transcript of the gene Kap-alpha3, whose product is annotated as importin subunit alpha-3-like. The record is from RefSeq and is a predicted model, not a curated record. Lineage: Eukaryota; Metazoa; Arthropoda; Arachnida; Ixodida; Ixodidae. The coding region runs from base 108 to 1652 and encodes 514 amino acids. Gene Ontology annotation, biological process: NLS-bearing protein import into nucleus. Gene Ontology annotation, cellular component: cytoplasm; nucleus; nucleoplasm. Gene Ontology annotation, molecular function: nuclear import signal receptor activity; protein binding. The transcript is spliced from 11 exons.